GAACUACUUCAUGUAGACUGAGCCCCUGUGUGGGGCAUGAAUCUUGACAGGAACUGCCCUGUCUUUUCCUCACCACUUAAACUGGGAGUCAAGACAUCUCCGCCAGUACUUGAAGGAAUCUUUAAGUAAGAAGAGCCUCAGGAAGAAACCAGGGGAGCAGCUGACAUGGCUUUCAAAUUCCUGGUGAACAUAAAGGAGAAGGUGACUUGUGCCAUCUGCAUGGAGCUUUUGACAGAACCCUUGAGUCUAAACUGUGGCCACAGCUUCUGCCGAGCCUGCAUCACUGACAAGGAGAUCGGCCCAGGGGGGGAAAGCAGCUGUCCUGUGUGUGCUGUCAGAUACUCGCUUGGAAAUCUAUGGGUUAAUCAGCAUCUGGCCAACAUAGUGGAGAAGCUCAGAGAGGUCAAGCUAAGCCCAGAGGAGUCGCAGAAGAGAGAUCUCUGUGUGAGCCAUGGAGAGAAACUCCGACUCUUUUGUAAGGUGGAUAGGAAAGCUGUUUGUCAGCUUUGUGAAUUCAGUUCUCAGGAGCACCUUGGUCAUCAGAUGUUUCCCAUGGAGGUGGUAGUCAAGGAAUAUGAGGAGAAGCUCCAUGCAGCUCUGGACAGGCUGAGGAAGGAGCAUCAGGAAGCUGAGAGGUUGGGCACUGACAUCAGAGAAGAGAGAGCUUCUUGGAAGAAUCAGAUACAGAUGGAGAGACAAAGGAUACAAACAGAAUUCAAUCAGCUUAGAAGCAUCCUGGACAGCGAGGAGCAAAAAGAACUGCAGAAAUUGGAGGAAGAGGAGACCAAGACCCUGGAUGGCUUAGCUGAGGCGGAGAAUGAACUGGCUCAGCAGAGCGAGCUGCUGAAAGAGCUCAUCUCAGAUCUGGAGCGUCGCAGCGAAUGGUCAGCCAUGGAGCUGCUGCAGGACACAAGUGGAAUCAUGAAAUGGAGUGAGGUGUGGACAUUGAAGAAGCCAAAAAUUAUUUCCAAAAAACUGAAGCGUGGAUUCCAUGCUCCAGAUCUGAGUGGAAUGCUGCAUGUGUUUAAAGAGCUAACGCAUGUCCAGUGCUACUGGGUGGACAUCACAUUGAAUCCAUUCAACCUAAAUUUGAAUCUCACCCUUUCAAAGGAUCAGAGACAGUUGGCAUCUGUGCCAAUUUGGCCUAUAAAGUAUUAUAAUUAUGGUGUCUUGGGCUCCCAAUAUUUCUCAUCAGGGAAACACUACUGGGAAAUAGAUGUGACCAAGAAGACUGCAUGGAUCCUGGGGGUAUAUUGUAGAAAACGUUCCUGUAAUAUAAAGUUUGGUGUUAGACGAGGUACAGGUUGUCAAAAGGUUUACUCCAGAUUCAAACCUGAAAAUGGCUACUGGGUUGUAGGGCUGCACAAUGAAUCCGAGUACAGUGCCUUCGAGGACUCUUCCACCUCUGAUCCCAAGGUCUUGACACUUUCCAUGGCUGCUCCUCCCCGUCGGGUUGGGGUUUUCCUAGACUAUGAAGCAGGCACUGUCUCAUUUUUUAAUGUCACAAACCAUGGGUCACUCAUCUAUAAAUUCUCUAAAUGUUGCUUUUCUCACGCUGUUUAUCCCUAUUUCAAUCCUUGGAACUGUCCCGUUCCCAUGACUCUGUGCCCACCAAGCUCCUGAACCUUCUCCUUCCCCCACCCACUUCUGUGUAGCAACCGUUGUGCUGGGGCUCAUCUCAUGCACCUGAGCUGAUCUCUACACUCAGACCAUCUCUUCUUUGUUGUCUCCCUUCUUUAGAACUUUUAGUCAUUCUUGAGAUUGACAACUGUUUCUGUUUUAAGUCAGAAGAGAAUCUCGUUUACCCAGCAACCCUUUUCUGUAUUCUCAGUGAAAGAUAUCUAAUCGCUCUUAAAGACAGAGCAAUGUUGGUACCACAUUGAUUUUAGGAGACAUGGCAAAGCCUGUCUGUGAGCAUCCAUGAUGGUAGGACAGUCCAUAAUAACCUCACCCACCACCACCCACUAAAGAGUAUUUGAGUGUAUGUCUGUUUAUUGCCCAGCAGAUAGAAGUGUCAUAAGGGAGUUGAGGAAAAAAACAAAAGUAAUAUAUGUACCCAGAGUGAAAAUUUUUAUGUUCAGAGUGUUUGAGUUUAAAUCCUGUCUCUUCUCUUACAAGGUGUGUAACAAUGGAUACAUUUUUGUUUCUUCUCAUAAAAUAAAAAUUGGAUUUUAAACAGCACCUAACUUUUAAGAUAGUCGUGUGAAACUGUCACUCAAUGUAAAGCACCUAUUUAAGGGUCCCACACAAUAUAAUAAAUAUUUGCUCUCAAGAUCA
This is a messenger RNA of Miniopterus natalensis, 2277 nucleotides long. It is a transcript of the gene TRIM34, whose product is annotated as tripartite motif containing 34. NCBI's taxonomy places the organism in Eukaryota, Metazoa, Chordata, Mammalia, Chiroptera, Miniopteridae. The record is from RefSeq and is a predicted model, not a curated record. Gene Ontology annotation, molecular function: zinc ion binding; protein binding.